UUGAAUUUUAGCGAAUUUCUCGCGGCUUUUGUUUAAAUGAUUUAAUUAAAUGGGUGUCAAAGAAUUAUGGGGAGUUCUCACGCCCCAUUGUGAACGUAAACCUAUAAAUGAACUGCGUGGGAAGAAAGUAGCCAUUGAUCUGGCCGGCUGGGUGUGCGAAUCCCUAAAUGUUGUGGACUACUUUGUGCAUCCCAGGCAUCAUUUAAAAAACCUCUUCUUUCGCACCUGCUAUUUGAUUUGGGAACAGGUCACUCCUGUCUUCGUUUUGGAGGGAGUGGCUCCGAAACUCAAGAGCCAGGUGAUAGCCAAAAGGAAUGAGCUCCAAUUCCGGGGGGUUAAACCCAAGAACUCCCCCGAGUGCGGCCAAAACCAGCCUCCCAAAGGCGACAAAGGACGCUCCCGGUUCAACCAUGUCCUCAAGCAGUGCGAAACGCUUCUGCUCUCCAUGGGAAUCAAGUGCGUCCAAGGUCCAGGCGAGGCAGAGGCCUACUGCGCCUUCCUCAACAAGCAUGGGUUAGUUGACGGCGUCAUUAGCCAGGAUUCGGAUUGCUUUGCCUAUGGAGCGAUUCGCGUCUAUCGCAACUUCUCGGUUUCCACCCAAGGAGCUCAAGCGGCAGCUGGUGGAGCUGUGGACAUCUACGACAUGCGGGAGAUCAAAUCCCGAAUGGACUUUGGUCAGCACAAGAUCAUUGUGAUGGCUUUGCUCUGUGGCUGCGACUAUUGCCCCGAUGGCAUCGGUGGAAUCGGAAAGGAUGGCGUCCUGAAGCUCUUCAACAAGUACAAGGAGACGGAGAUUCUGGACAAGCUAAGGAACUGGCGAGGGGAAACCAAUAAAUACAAUGCCCUGGAGAUCCGAGUGGAUGACAAAUCCGUUUGCAGCAACUGUGGUCACAUUGGCAAGACCCAGAGUCACACCAAAAGUGGCUGCAGUGUUUGCCGCACUCACAGAGGCUGCGAUGAAAGUCUUUGGAAAGAAGAACGAUUAUCCAUCAAAGCAGAAUUGACAUUGCGCCGGAAGGCCUUACAGUCUCCAGAUUUUCCCAACGAGGAGAUCAUUGCCGAGUUCCUCAACGAUCCUGCCACCAUUCCAAACUUAAAUCUCAACUGGCGGCAACCAAAUCUGGUCAAGUUUAUAAAGCAAAUAGGACAUCUCUUGCAAUGGCCGGAAAUUUACUGCUUCCAGAAGUUCUUUCCCAUUCUCACGCGCUGGCAGGUGCAGCAAUCCAAACAGGAGAAGGUCCUUAUCCAACCACUUGAGAUCAUCAAGAAGCGCACGGUGAAAGGAGUGGCCAGUUUGGAAUUGCGGUGGCACGAUCCCAGCGGCUGUUUCAAGGGUCUUAUUCCAGACCAACAGAUUUCCGACUUCGAAGCAGAGCAUCCCAAGGGCAUCGAAGAACUUUACUACACCAUUGAGCCGUUGGACAUGCUGGAGACAGCGUAUCCCGACUUGGUAGCUGCCUUCCUAAAGUCCAAGGAAAAGCCCGCCAAGAAAACCACUCGAAAGAAGAAAACUGUUCCCGAAGAGGAGGAUAAGGAAAAUGAGCCGAAAUCGAAACCAAAACGAGUGGUCAGAAAGAAAAAGGCUCCUCCUGAGCAGAAUCAACCUUUAUUGCAACAGUUCCUGGGGCGCAAUAAAGAGGGUUCCUCUGCUAAGCCAAGUACUCCUGUCAAGAUUUCUGCUCCACAACGCCAGCAAUGCUCCACUCCCAUGACCAAGUUCCUGCCUUCGGAUCUGGAAAGCGACUGUGAUGCUGCAGAGUUCGAUAUGUCGGACAUAGUCAAAGGCAUUAUAUCGAAUCCGAAUGCCAAACCAGCACUGACCAAUCACGAUGGUCACCAGCUUCAUUACGAACCACUGGCUGAUGAUUUGAGCUUGCGGCUGGCACAGAUGAGUUUGGGAAAUGAUGAGAAGUCACCCGAGCUGGAAAAGAAAAGAGAUCUCUCACAGAUCGAGCAGUUACCACAGAGCAAGCGGUUUUCCCUGGACGACAGCUUCGAUCUCCUUGUCAAGGGGGAUCUAAUGAAGCUAGCCAGGACUCCUGUAGAGCGGUUCAAGAUGCAGCAUCGUCUCAGCGAGAAGAUUCCCACGCCAGUCAAACCUUUGGCUAGCAUAAGCUACUUUUUUGAUCAAAGUUCCGGCAAUGCGGAUGCUUUCGAAGAACUAAUGAACUCCAGUUUAGUGCCCCAAGAUCAAGGGGAAAAUGAAGAAGAUGAGGAGGAUGAUUUGGUGGUGAUUAGUGAUUAAACAUUCUUUUACACUCAAUAA
Messenger RNA from Drosophila subpulchrella, 2266 nucleotides. It is a transcript of the gene Gen, whose product is annotated as flap endonuclease GEN. Gene Ontology annotation, molecular function: 5'-flap endonuclease activity; four-way junction DNA binding. NCBI's taxonomy places the organism in Eukaryota, Metazoa, Arthropoda, Insecta, Diptera, Drosophilidae. The record is from RefSeq and is a predicted model, not a curated record. The coding region runs from base 50 to 2245 and encodes 731 amino acids. The transcript has 5 exons.